AUGAAAUUUCUGGUGGAGAAAUUUGCCUUCCCUGUUCCACUCUUUCGCAUACACAAUCUGGGUGUUAUCGAACGAAUUUCUCGAGUAUUCAGAGCUCCUACCUGCACUCAAUUGACACAACUCAUAAUGGCCGAGUUAGAACAGGGAAAUCCUACAAAGUACCCAAAACAUGUCCAGAAGUUCCCGGCACGAACGCAGGCAGGAAUAUCUGAUUCGAAUUUUCGAGCACGGCAAGCAAACUUUGGAUACUUCUACCUUGCUCUAGGCUUCAUCCGAUCGAUCCGAAAGCUCGGACAAGGCCGCGGAAGAUUCUUCCGAUUCCAUGGAAAGGGCACAGCAGCAGCUAGCUACCCGUGGCUCAUCCAAUCCGCACCCAUGAUGACGGUGUCGUCAACGCCUGCCGUCUUGAGGGCCACAUUUAGCUCCCGGAGAAGGAGGCGAGCCUGGGGGAGGCUGCAGCUGGUUGUCGGGUUGAACAAGAAGGUUCCUGAAAAUCCUGGAGAGGGAAGGGCCGAUGGCGAUCGCUCUUCUGAUGAAUACGAAGGUCGUGGGGAACCGGGUAUCGGUAGAUGCUACGGUGAACGUGCAGAAUACGGAGAUUGCUCGAUUGACAGAGAGCGAGCGAUUGAUAGAGUGCAUGAAAAGUUUCCGACCGGCAGAAAGCGCCGGCAGCGUCUGACAGGUUCCGGACGAGAGAUUGCAGACGAAAUACUCACUGCGGCGGACGAGCUCGACGGAGACGCAGGCGAAGUCCUGGCCGAAGUCGCCCUUGAGAUUCCAGCAGGCUUUGGCGAUGUCGCCCAGGAAGGACAUGACGGGGAUCCAGCGGCAGUCGGCCGAAUCGUACUCCCAGAGGCGGAUGGAGAAGUCGUACUGGUUCAUGUCGAAGCUCUGGCCCAGGAGCACGAGGCGGCCCUGGCGCUCGUACACCGAAGGCUUGUAGACAUUGAGCACGGGGAUGUCGGCCAAUCGAGAGGGGAAGAGCGAGCCGGCGUCGGGGCAGAAGCGCCAGGCGCUGAAGAGCGAGUCGGAGUGGCAGGUGACGAAGAAGAGCGCGUCGCGGACGAUGGUGGCGUCGUAGACGAAGCCGACGUCGACGAGCUGCUGCGACGCGCCCUCGCCGACGGUCAUGGUACGGCCGAGGUGGAACUGGAACUGCGACCAGGCGUCGCGCCCGACGUCGUAGGCGUCGAGCGUCCACACGUCGCAGCGCUCGUGCUUGGCGCACUUCUCGAACCAGGGCCCGAGCAGGACCUGGAAGGCGUCGCGCGGCCGGUUGUCGACGAGCUUCUUGACCUUGGCCCAGAACAGCGCGGGGCCUUUCUCCUUGAGGUGCAGCGGCAGAUUGAGCAGGCGGUGCGACUGCGUGAACGGGUUCACCAGGUAGAUGAUCUCGCUCUUCUGCUUGGACGGGCAGGCCGGGCAGGUGGCGCGCCCGCGGUGCUCCGAGCUGCGGCAGCGCUCGGUGCCCAGCGAGGGCUUGGGCUGCUGCCGCCGGAAGAAGAUCAUGAACACGCCGCCCUUGACUGCGACCACGCGCACGAACCGAGUGCAUGUGCUCCCCAGCCCGCCAUGCAGGAACAUAUUGAACCACGUCCGCGGGAAGAUGCUCCAGCGGUCGCCCUGCGGGCUGAAGAACUGGAAGUCGCAGUCGGAGCAGAACUUGCCCUCGAGCAUGCACUUGUGCGCGCCGGGGCGCAGGUAGAGCGUCAGGUCCGAUUCGGGGAACGCCGACGAGAGGAAGAGCGGGACGCCGCUCGAGGGCGAGCUCAGGCGCAGGAAAUUCGCGUCGCGCAGGAUCGCGCUCCACCGCCUGCACACGGCGCGCAGGCGGAAUUUGUCCUGCCACGGCAGCCGCGCCAGCACCAGCAUCAGCAGCUCCUCCGGCAGCUGCUUGACGAGGGGCGGCUCCAUGGCGCUGCAAUCCUUGUGCUGCAAUCCUGCGGGCGAAUUCGCGAGGGCGAGACUUCGCGAUGGCAUCGCUCGCCUCGUCGUCGUCCUCGAACGCUUGCGCAGCAGCCUCUAUCAGUCGGCAAGGGAAGGGAAUGGAAUGGAAUGGAAGAAAGUCAGCGCGCCCGCCCUGUCUCCUCUCGCCUCGCCUCGUCUCGUCUCGUCUUCUCCCGCAAAAUCUCCUCGAGAUCUCAGAAAGCUGCUGCUGCUGCUGUAGGCAGAUAG
Molecule: messenger RNA, 2175 nt
Organism: Marchantia polymorpha subsp. ruderalis
Lineage: Eukaryota; Viridiplantae; Streptophyta; Marchantiopsida; Marchantiales; Marchantiaceae
Source: the annotation of a GenBank genome assembly